This is a messenger RNA of Pyrus x bretschneideri (Chinese white pear), 8277 nucleotides long. RefSeq names its product putative disease resistance protein RGA4. Gene Ontology annotation, biological process: defense response to fungus. Bases 62 to 4198 code for a protein of 1378 amino acids. Lineage: Eukaryota; Viridiplantae; Streptophyta; Magnoliopsida; Rosales; Rosaceae. The transcript is spliced from 13 exons. Gene Ontology annotation, molecular function: ADP binding. The record is from RefSeq and is a predicted model, not a curated record.
UCAUUUUUUUCCUUCUAUCCACUUGAGAGAAAAUUGAGAGAACAUUCAGUACUCGAUCGGCAUGGAAGGGAAGCUUGCAGAAACUGUGUUUACUUUUUCUGUUGAGGGAAUACUAUCGAAGGUGGCGUCACUUGCUGCUCAAGAACUCGGUCUCGCUUGGGGUUUCAAAGCUGAACUCAAACGGCUUCGCCAAUCAUUACUCACCAUUCAGGAUUUCUUGGGAGCUGUUUCCGACCAACCACAGGAUCGGGUCAAGGCGGUGGAGGAGUGGGUGAUGAAACUUAAAGAUAUAGCUCAUGAUGCUGACGAUCUGAUGGAUGAGUUCGACUACGAAAUGGUUCGCCGUAAAGUUGAACUCCAAAAUCAUAUGAAGAAAAAGGUACUCAACUUCUUUUCACUCUCCAAUCCACUUGCAUUUCGUUUGAAAAUGGCACAUAAAAUUCAGAAGAUCAACCAAUCCUUGGUAGUUCUCAAGGGUGAGGCAGCUUUCAUUGGUCUAGUCUCCAAGAAAAUAGAUGCAAACCCUCAGGAAGCUAGAUGGGACAGACAAACCAACUCACUCAUUGGCAGAGAUGAAAUAACCGUUGGAAGGGGAGAGGUUGUGUCGAAUAUAGUCACAACCUUGACCGACUUCAAGUACAAUCAAGAAAAUCUUGUGGUUAUGGCCAUCGUGGGAAUGGGAGGCCUCGGAAAAACAACAUUGGCCAAGUCAGUUUACAAAGAGGAUUUGAUACACAAGCAUUUCGAAACGAGAAUAUGGGUUUGUGUGUCGGACACUUUUGAUGUUCAUUUAAUUCUACUCAAGAUGUUAGAACAACUUAAACCAGCAAAUGUCCCUUCUUCAAAAGAUAACCAGGAAGCUCUGCUUAAGUUCCUUAAUGAAGAGUUGAAAGACAAAAGAUACUUACUCGUACUUGAUGACGUUUGGAACGACGACUCUAGAAAAUGGGAGAAUUUGAUGGAAUGUUUAUUUAAGCUUGAUUCUGCUAAGGGGUCCAAAAUUAUUGUCACUACUCGCAGUGGCAAAGUUGCAUCAGUAUCUGAAAAACUACUUCCGCGACAUGAUUUGGGAAAACUUUCUGUGGAUGAAUGUUGGUUCAUCAUGAAACAUAGAGCUUUCCCCAGUAACAGUGCUCAUAUAGCUCAUGAAUUCCAGACAAUUGGAAAGGAGAUUGCUAAAAAUUGUGGUGGUGUUCCAUUGGUGGCAAAGGUUUUGGGAAGCAUUUUGCACACUAAAAAAAGUAUUGCAGAAUGGUCGUUGUUUAAAGACAAUAAAAUAUGGGACAACUUACCCAAAGGAGAAGAUAGAAUUAUGCCAGUCUUGAAGUUGAGUUUUGACAAUUUAGAAUCACCAUCACUAAAGCAAUGUUUUGCAUAUUGCUCAAUGUUCAAAAAAGAUUCUGAAAUUCAAAGAGACAACUUGAUUCAACUUUGGAUGGCUCAAGGACUACUCCACCCUUCACCUGACGAAAGUAAAGAUAUGGAAGACGUAGGCAAUGAAUAUUUUGAUAUCCUAUUGCAGAGCUCCUUAUUUCAAGAUGCUUCAAUGAGUGACAAUGGCAUUGUUAACAAAUGCAAGAUGCAUGAUCUUGUGCACGAUUUGGCAGAGCUUAUAUCCAAAUUUGAAAUCUUGACGGAAGACUUACAUGACACUGGUAAUGCAGUUGAGAUUCGACAUGUUGCUCGGGUUUCUACUUUUAUACUAGAAAACAUUCUAGAAAGAGGUGCUAGGAAAUUGCGAUCGUUGUUUUUUGAUGAUGGUGAAGUUCCCAGUAACAUUCUUCCACGAUUCAAAGCUUUACGUGUCUUAAAUUUGUGUAAAGCUAAUCUUGAAGAAUUUCCAGUUUCAGUUGGAAGGCUGAAACACUUGAGGUAUCUUGACAUUUCCAAAACAAGAUUCACAACACUCCCCAACUCUAUAGGCAAGCUCUAUAACCUACAGACGUUAAGAGCAACAAAUUGUGCCCUUAAAGAGUUUCCAAAAGAACUGCAAAGUUUGAUCAACCUGAGGCAUAUUUAUUUUGAUCAGAGUACGAAAUUUCCCCAAGGGAUAAGGCGGUUGACUUGCCUUCGAACAGUACCUUACUUUUCGGUGGGUAAUGAGAUUGGUCGUCAAAUUGAAGAGUUGGCUGACUUGAAACAAUUGAGAGGUGAAUUAAUUGUUUGUAAUCUGGAGCACGUGAAGAAUGGAGAAGAAGCAAAGAAAGCUAAGUUGGAGGAUAAGACGAAAGUAUGCCAUUUAAGCUUCAAAUGGACAAGAAAUAGGUCAAUAACCAACAACAAUGAGGAUGAGGAUGUACUGGAAGGCCUUCGACCGCAUUCUGGGUUGGAGAGCUUAAGUAUUAAAAAUUUCGUGGGCGAUCAGUUUCCAUCGUGGAUGAUGAGUAGGUCAUUACUGCUCAACAACUUGAAGAAGAUUCAAUUACUUGGAUGCGACAAAUGUGAAGAAGUCCCACCGCUUGGUCAUCUACCUAAUCUUACGGAGCUUAAGAUUAGCGGAAUGGCUAACUUGAAAUGUGUUGGAGCUGAGUUCUACGGUUAUGAUCAUGUCCACAAUGUAGCCACGACAAGUAAGGAGAUAAUUACUUUAUUUCCUGCACUAAAAGUAUUAUAUAUAUCUAGGUGUGGUGAUCUAAUUGAAUGGAAGGAAGCACCAACAAUGUCAACACAGAAAGUAGUGGUUUUUCCUUGCCUCGAGAAGUUGACCAUCGAUAGUUGUUCCAAGUUGAGAAAUGCUCCAAGUCAUUUUCCAUUUCUCCAAAAUUUGGAGAUAAUUUCAUGUGAUAGCAGAACGCCAAUAGAAGAAAUAAGCAGUGGAUUGACAACUCUCACUUCCCUCAAAAUAAAAGGUAUUAAGGAGCUUACUUGUUUUCCACAAGGGAUGUUGAAGAACAACAAUAAUCUCUCAUCUUUAGAGAUAAGUGCUUGCGAUGAUUUAACUUGUAUUGCCUCAGAUGUAUUUGGUUCUUGCGUCUCUCUUGUGAUAUUGAAAAUUUGGAAUUGUAAAACGUUAAGGCAUUUGGCGGAUGGGCUAGACACACUCCCUCAUCUUGAAAACCUAACAGUUCACUGGUGUCCUAGUCUAGAGUUGAUUCCAAUUACACAGGGCAUGACAUCUCUUCGGGUCUUAGACAUUACGCAUUGUGAACGAUUGUCAAGCCUACCGAGUGGGUUAGAGUACUGCACCUCUCUCCAAACAUUGCAUUUAGAAGGUUGCAAUGGUGUAACAUCGUUUCCAUUUUACACCCUUGCACGUCUUCGCCGUUUGUAUAUUUGGGAAUGUAAUGGACUAUCAGGCCCACUGAGUGUAUGGGCCUCUCUCGUGGAAUUGAUUAUACUUGGUCUUAAUAAUCUGACAUCAAUUGAAAUUAAAGGCGGCUUGUCCUCUCUUCAGCGUUUGAGAAUUAUUAAUUGCAAAGAAUUAUCAAGCUUACCUGCUCUUCCACAACAAUGUGCGUCUCUUCAGAAUUUGGAGAUAAGUGCAUGCCCAAAGGUAGCAUCAUCAUCGUUUGGUGUCCAAAGUAGCAGCAUUAUUCUACAAUCUUUUUCAGAUUUGCGCACCUUCACCUCCCUUCGAGAACUGACGAUUAAAGAAUGUGAAGGAUUGGAAAGUGGGGUGAGCGGGCUGCAAUUUCCACUCUCUCUUGAGACGCUGGUAUUAAAAGGUUUCCCUAAUUUAGAGAUUCUUCCAAGUUUAGACAACCUCAAUUCUCUCCGUGAAUUGGGGAUUGUAAAUUGGAAAAAGCUAAAAUAUCUGCCGAUGGGGUUACAACGGCUCCCGCACUUGAAGAAAUUGGAAGUCGGUGGGUUCUCGGAGGAGCUCGAUUGCUUCCCUGAUUUUCAAGUUGGAUCAUUAAUGCACCUUACAGGCUUAGAGUUGACGGGUUGGCCUAAGCUCAAGUCUCUGCCUCAACAAAUUCAACACCUCACUUCUCUAACAUCAUUGUCUGUACGUAACUUUGACGGAGUGGAGACUUUGCCAGAAUGGUUGGGUAGCCUUACAUCCCUCACACAGCUGAGCAUUAAGUAUUGCAAUAAUCUGACCAACUUACCUAGUGUCCAAGCUAUGCAACGCCUCACCAAAUUACAAACCCUAUAUAUUUAUAGAUGUCAUCCCCUUCUAAAGCAAAGAUGCAGCAGGGACAGCGGCACAGAUUGGCCCAAGAUUUCUCACAUUCCAAAAAUCACAAUUAACUAGAAAUCAUACAAUGGUUGAGUUGAAGGUAGGCAGCACCUUAUUAAACUACAGCAAAUGUGUAUCGGAAAAACCAAAUUUCACGGUGUGCAAGGCCACAAGAUGACAGACUGUAGUUGGAUGGAAGUAAAAACCUGAGAAACUGCUAAACAUGGACGUAGCCCAGCUUGCAUGUAUGGAAGGUUCGUACAAUGUCCUAUGGACUUAGUACUGUCUUUGAUGAAUGAAAGAAAUUCUGGACGCUUUAUUGAGGACGAGAGCCUGUAAAAUCAGCUCCAGUAUACAAGGUGUGCUUUUCUCCUUUUCUUUUACAUUGAACAAUCUAAGCACGCAUGUUUUCCCUUCUUCAGGUUUUCUCCAUUUCAUAUUCACCAUGAACUUAUUAGCGAUUAUGCCAUUGAUGAUAACGGUGUUGUAAGAGUAAUUUGUUUUCUGAAACAAAGUUUGCUCAGUGCAGGUCCAUAUUGGGUACUUUGGGUCACUCUUUAUUAUGGUGUUGCUCACCAUUGUCUCAACACCUUAGUAUUUUACUGAGAGUUCUUUGGGCUGGGAAGAUAUGAAGGAAGUAGUCUCUGUUAUUUUAAGCAGAAAAUUCAAGCUGCCAACAAGGAGUUACUCCUACAAACAUGUGCAUUCCCUACCCCAACUGUCUAGGAUAAAAUAUAACAUCUUUCCUUUUUCUACAGCCGUGGUGGAGGACAUUGGCAUGGGCCUUGCAGCGGCCGAAGUUGCUGGAAUGAAGUGUAUCGUAACCAAAACUGAAGAAAACUUUCAAAAUGCGUAUGCAAACUUUGACUUCUGUGGAGAUUCACCGGAGGAGCGAUUUCACUUGGGAACCUGCAGAAGCCUUUUGUCAAACAUGAUUGCUGAAGAAAACUUUCAAAAUGCGUAUACUUGUUUGGUUGGCCUAAGCUCAAGUCUCUGCCUCAACAAAUUCAACACCUCACUUCUCUAACAUCAUUGUGUGUACGUAACUUUGACGGAGUGGAGACUUUGCCAGAAUGGUUGGGUAGCCUUACAUCCCUUAUAGAGCUGCAGAUUUGGAAUUGCAAGAAUCUGAUGAAUUUGCCUCGUGUCCAAGCUAUGCAAUGCCUCACCAAAUUAUAUACCCUGUUGAUUUUUGGAUGCCAUCCCCUUCUAAAGCAAAGAUGCACCAAGAACAGCGGCAUAGAUUGGCCUAAAAUUUCUCACAUUCCAGAUAUCACAAUUCUCUGAGUCUCACAACAGUUGGAGGGAAGGUAGGCAGCACCUUGUAUUCGAAAAACCAAAUUUCAUGGUGCGCAAGGCCACACUUGUCCGAAUGGCUCCAACUUCCACUUUGAAAUUAAUCCAUUGCCAUCUAUAUUUCUUUUGUCAUGCUCAACAACUGCAAAUUGAGUACAGGCAGAAUUGGUAGUCUGGUAGAAACUCUUGACCGAACAUUUCUAAUUUAGACAAACAGGGAAGCACUCAUCCCUUUAAUUACACUGGAUCGACAUUCUUUGUUCGAUACUUAUCAGUUUGAAGGCUCGGCUUUCCAUCCUAUUCCCAAUAAGUGGUGAGUUGUGGGCUACAAAUUAAUGCAAGUCUCUACUUGAGGGAGUGGAGCCUUUGCCAGAUCUGUUGGGUAACCUUACAUCCUUGUAGAGUUGGGAAUUAGAUGAAUUAUAAGAAUUUGAUGAAUCUACCCUCUGCCAAAGCUAUGCAACGUGUCGCCAAUUUACUGUCACAGUGAAUUAAGCAAUGUAAGUUUUUUAAACUCCACCCCCUUUUCUCUUCUAGUAAUUAAGUUGACUUAUUAUAUAUGUUGUGUUUCCAAUUGGUAUGUAUAACUCUAUUAGCAUCCUUUGGCAUUUUCAUGACACUCUUGCUCAACUGGAACGAUGUAAUGCAGUAGGUGCAAACAAAGUCCAGGUGCUGAUGCAAACAGGUCCUUCUUUCAUCCAUUGUAUGCUGGCAUAUAACUUCUGAAUUGGCUCAUAACUUUGUUGUUGAGAAAUACAUUGAAAUCGAAGCGGACUUGGUUGUUCAACCAUCAGUCGAUCACUUUUAGUUCUACAUGGCCAGACUAGUUCUCAUUAUCAUUCACAUUGUUUUGUUCCAAAACGUUUUAAAGUGGAAUUUUUCUUCUGGCCAGAUUGUUACGAGAGUGAUACUAUUGUUAAUUUUUGUCUCUUUCCUAGCAGAACAUUAAAGAUCUCAGGACUUUAUGGGAUUCAGUGAGAAAGUUGGUGUGUUCGAAUAUAAACCUGAUUAAUGCUUUAGAUGGUAUGACAUAAACGUACGAAUCACUUGUACAAAUAUGUGUAAACCAAUUUAACACUUUCAAUUGCUAUUCAUUCUUAUUAAAACAAACAAUAACUAAACCAUAAACAAGAAUGUUCUGCAUAUGCUUAUACAUGUUCCAUGCGUAACACAAUUUUUAUAGUUGUGUUGCCAUUCGUAGUUGGUAAUACUUUGUAAACCAUAUGACAUGUUCAUUUUACAGCAAGCCCGUUAGACCUUGAUUUUACUCAUGAGAGUCUUUGAGGAAAUUUUUUUUUUCGGUCAUGGAACUCACUCUGUAUCAGCAGUGGCAGGGGAUAUAAACUUUCAUGGCCUAGGAAACGAAAAUGCUAGAGGCAAGGUGUUCCUGCUGUGAAAAGUGCAACAUAUAAAGGAGAAUUGGGAUACUAUUCACAACUCAUGCGUGGAUCAAUAUCAUUCUUCAACUUCAAUCAUCUUUCCUUAUCAUCAAAUCCUAAUUUGGACACAAAUUGAAGCUUGGGCUUCCUGGCGUCCUUUGUGCCUUGCAUUGCUGUGAAAGGAGAGUACAAGAAGCAGCCAACUGUUGAAUAGAGGGAGAGCUUGAGCUUUGAAGCCGAAAAAACUUUUGUACUACCCUAAUUGUAACUCUCUUUCUUCACUUGCUUUCUAAAAGACUCUCUCAUGCUCCUUUUGAAAUGUAACCUACAUUAUUAUAGUAAAAACCGGAGAAACUACUAAAGAUUGACGUAGCCCAUCUUGCACGUAUGGAAGGUUCGUACAAUGUCCUAUGGACUUAGUACUGUCUUUAAAGAAAGAAAGAAAAUUUGGAUGCUUUAUUGGGGAUGAGAGUCUGUAAAAUCAACUCCAGUAUAUACGGUGUGCUUUUCUCCUUUUAUUACAUUGAACAAUCUAAGCACACAUUUUUUCCCAUUUUCAGGUUUUCUCCAUUCAUAUUCACCAUGAACUUUUAGUCCUUAUGCCAUGAUGAUAACAAUGUCGUAAGAGUCAUUUGUGUUGCAAAACAAAGUUUCUCAGUUGCUUGUAAAAUAGUAAAUUCUUUUACAUGGAUGGAAUGCCAUGAUGAUAACGAUGUCAGUGCAGUUUCUCAGUACAUUGGGUCAUUCUUCCUGAUGGUGUUCUGUCUCUGUUGUCUCCACACCUUAGCAUUUUGCAGAGAUUUCUUCGGGCCUUGAAGAUAUGAAGGGAGCAGCCUGAAGCAGAAAAUUCAAGUUGCAAACAAGUUACUCCUACAAACAUGUGCAUUCUCUACCCCAACUGUCUAGGAUAAAAUAUAACAUCUUUCCUUUUUCUACAGCUGUGGUGGUGGACGUCGGCAUGGGCCUUGCAGCAGCCAAAAUUGCUGGAAUGCUUUGUGCGUAAUCCUUGCUAGUCAUGUAUGUCAAAUUUUGAGGGCAAUCAAAUGAGAAACACGUUCACUUCAUCUCUUAAAACUCCAAUUUCAGGUACACAGCUGAAGAAGACUUUCAAAAUGCAUAUGCAAACUUUGACUUCUUUGGAGAUUCGUCGGAGGAGCGAUUUUACUUGGGAACGUGCAGAAGCCUUUUGUCAAACAGUAACAGUUUAUGAAUUAAAUUAAUUCAUUCAAAGCCGGUCCUCCAUCUACAAAAUGUUGGUGAGGAGUCUCAUGAUUAUGAAAUUAUUGAAGAUGAUUUCUUGAAGGUUGAAAUUUCAUGGAGUUUUGCUUAGUGGUUGUAUAUAAUUCUACUUUUGAUUGUCGGGGUUUACACUCUGCCCCACCCAUUGUAUGUUUUCUCAAGUAAUAUAAUUUGGGCGUGAGGGCCUAGCCUCCCAGCUUCGACUGGGUUCCAGCCCUCUUUAAAUAUAUAUUUUUUAAA